CACCACCGUCCAUUUCUCCCACACAACACACGCACUGAGCAAUAUAUACACACAGCCAUUUGUGUCUAUCUAGGGUUUGUUUACCUUUAUUGUAUCUAUAUCUACCCACCCUCCUUUUCAUCAAUACACAUAUUCAUGGCAUUUCAGGAAGAUGAAGGUGGGGCCUCUGAUAUAAGCACUAGCGAUGGCGAAAACGAACCGGGUCGACCCGUUUUCAAAGAGGAAGACAGGGAGUCGGGUCGGAGAGGCGCCGGAGUUUUGUCGUUGAUGAAGAUGGGUGUGGAGGAUAUGAGCCAGGUGGAAAAACCCAUGAUUGCGAAACGCUCGACGAAGGAUAGGCACACGAAAGUGGAGGGUCGGGGCAGGAGGAUCCGAUUACCCGCGACAUGUGCGGCCCGGGUCUUCCAGUUGACCCGAGAAUUGGGUCAUAAGUCUGAUGGAGAAACAAUCCAGUGGCUGCUGGAACACGCGGAGGAUGAGAUUAUAAGGGCCACCGGCACCGGAACUGUGCCGGCGAUUGCUGUCUCCGUCGGUGGGGCCCUCAGGAUCCCCACCGAGGGUGGCGGCCGUGCUGACGUGGAUGGUAGUGGUGAUAAUAACAAGGGGAAAAAGAGGAGGUUAAAUGAUGAUUUAAAUGUUGCAGCGGGUGGUGGAGGUGGGUCCCAGUCCGUGGGGCUGGCACCGGUGGGGCCCAUGCCGUUCUGGGUCCCGUCGAAUGGGUUCUGGAUGAUGCCUGCCACGGUGGCAAAUGUGGGGGGCCCACAGGGUCAGUAUCAGGUUGUCUGGCCGGUGCCGGCAACGGAGAUGACGCCGGCGGGGGUGAGUUCCGUUGAUGACAAGUAUAGGGAUGUUUUGUACGGUCAAAAGGAGUUGGAACUAAUGGGAAAGAAGAUCAUGUGAUGUGAGGAUCAUAGGAAAAAUAGAUACACAAAGAGCUGAGUUUAUGUGGGACAAUUAUGAGUAUUUUUGUAAGGUUUUUUCAUGGUUGAACUCUAAUAGUAUGUUUUGAUACAAACUUUUCAAGUGUUUCUGUAGUUUGGUGUUUGGCUAUAGUCGUAGGUUUGGCUGAUUUAUAUGGUACUUCUUAAAUUUUAAAGAAGCUUCAUAUGUAGAAAUUGAAA
This is a messenger RNA of Daucus carota subsp. sativus, 1121 nucleotides long. RefSeq names its product transcription factor TCP9. The record is from RefSeq and is a predicted model, not a curated record. Bases 136 to 900 code for a protein of 254 amino acids. The transcript has a single exon. Gene Ontology annotation, cellular component: nucleus. NCBI's taxonomy places the organism in Eukaryota, Viridiplantae, Streptophyta, Magnoliopsida, Apiales, Apiaceae. Gene Ontology annotation, molecular function: sequence-specific DNA binding; DNA-binding transcription factor activity.